Populus nigra (black poplar) is the source of this 1082-nucleotide messenger RNA. RefSeq lists its product as uncharacterized. Bases 178 to 654 code for a protein of 158 amino acids. The record is from RefSeq and is a predicted model, not a curated record. The transcript has 5 exons. NCBI's taxonomy places the organism in Eukaryota, Viridiplantae, Streptophyta, Magnoliopsida, Malpighiales, Salicaceae.
UCACAACGGAGAAGAAUGGUCCGAAAACCUUGUAAUAAAACCCAAGAUGACCAAACUACCCCUAUCUAUAUAUAACGGGACCUCCUCGUCCCUUUUUCGUUAUCCUCUUCCUCCGUGGCAUCGCCGCCCCGCCUGCCUGCUAGUGAGAUAAAGAAAAAGUGUUGUAGAUAGAGAGAGAUGCUACCAGAACAAUGGACUCAACCUUGUGGCAAUCAAUGCACACAAAAAUUCUCAGCUCUCACGCAGAUUCCUUGGAGAGUAUUUUGCAAGAAGGGCUGCGGCACUGAUGGGGAGACGUGGGAAGAUUGUGAGUUUUCAUCUGCUUUGUUGCCAUUUUUGCUUAAAGAUUGUUUUAAGUGCUUGGACGAGUGCAAUGAAAUAUGUUACAAGGACCCUGUACUCAAGGACCGGCAGUGGACUGCAUACAUUGACCGAUCUCCUGGAUCUGCCAGUUACUCUGAGGAAUGUUUCAAAGCCUGUAAAGCUGGUUGUGGUUACAAGUUUGAGAUUCACCCAGGGGAAGUUGAUAAGGCUCGUCCAAACAGGCCAUGCAAUCCUCCCCCUUCUGAGAAACCACCCCCUGUUCAGAAACGACCUCCACAAGCUGUCAAGCAUGGUGAACCUACUGAAGAUGUACCGUGCACUUCUGCGUAGCGACAAAAAAGAUGGGGGAAGAAAAGAGACCCUUUUAGUGCCAGUUAAUUUGUUAACUAAAUAGUCUGAUCGAGGAUUCUUAUUUCUAUUGGUUCUGAUUAAGGAUCUUUCCAGUUCCUGGGCCCCUUUUCUGUUUGCAGAAAAGCUUACAGUUUUGGUCCCUCUUCUGUCCCUUGUUCAGUGCCUGAAGGUUCACAGCACUUGACAUCUGGUUUUCCAGAUUUUUGAUAGGAUAGCUUGGAUAACUUAACUGUAGAGUUGAUAACCUUUCAAUUUUGCUGCUGACAAUACAUACAUAGAUUACUUUGGACGCUGCAUAGGUUAAAAAUGUAUUCUCUAAGAUUUUGAGAGAGAAAACGCACCAGGAUUCUGUUUAUUUCAUCAAACAGAUAUGAGAACCGUGGAGGAUCGUCUAAAGCUUUAGCAGA